Molecule: messenger RNA, 1443 nt
Organism: Prunus dulcis (almond)
Lineage: Eukaryota; Viridiplantae; Streptophyta; Magnoliopsida; Rosales; Rosaceae
Product: DNA ligase 1-like
Exons: 2
Coding region: 104-1249 (381 amino acids)
Source: RefSeq, a predicted model, not a curated record
AAAGAAAGAAAAAGGAAAAGAGGCUUUGUUUUGUCUCUGAUACUUCCUCAUUGAAAUCUCAAGUGGACUGUGGAGCGAAAAAUCUGCUUUUGUGAGUGUUCAAAUGGAGCGCACCAACAAGAAGCCCUCGUCUGUACCCACCAACUACGUCACCAUUCUUGAGCUCAAAGAGCGCUGGCUCAAAGAGAAGGAACGACAAAGAGAUGAGGAGGAACGACAACGAAAGGAGAAGGAACAAGAAGAAGAGGAGCUCCGACAGCAAAAGCUCCGAGAAGAGCAGGGAAAGCAACAGAAGCAAAACGCCGUCGUUCUGAAAACCCGAACCGAUUCCAGACCUACGGAUCGCGGUAAUCAGACACAGUUUCGGCCGGUGAAUCGGAGGAGUGUUUCGGAGUGCAAGGGUGCUGAGCUGGAGGGGAAAAAGCAACCCGUCGUACAGAAAACCGAAGCCGAUUUGAAGCCUAGGAAUCGCAAUGAUCGGUUACAGUUUGGGCCGGUUAAUCGGAGUGUUUCGGAGCGCGAGGGUGCUGAGCUGGAGGGGAAAAAGCAACCCGUCGUACAGAAAACCGAAGCCGAUUUCAAGCCUUGGAAUCGCAGUGGUCGGACAAAGUUUGGGCCAGUUAAUCGGACUGUUUCGGAGUGCGAGGGUGCUGAGCUGGAGGGGAAGAAAAACGAAGAACCAGAGGAGAAGAAGUUACGGAAGAAGAAAAAGUCGAAGAAUAAGAAGAAUGUUAGGGCAGAGAAGGGGGAAGUGACUGAGAAGGAAUGUAUAGUAGACGCGCCUCAAGCGAGUUGCGAGAAGGGAGACGAUCAGGCGACAGGGAAGGAAGAAAAGAGACCUGAAAUCGAAAUUAGGGCAAAGAGCGAGAAUGUGCUUCCGACUGCGGAGAUUGUGCCGAAAUUUAGGGAUUUAUCGGUGAAUGGGGAGACUGGAAAAGGGGAUGAUGAGUUGAGGAGACCAAGAAUAGUUGAUCGCCGUGGUAAUGGAGGAAUUAGGGGUUAUUAUGGGAGGCCUGGUCGCUGUGAUAUGCAGAAACAGAGAAGUUAUGCUGGGAGGGUUUGGGUUAAGAAAGGAGAAGUUGCUGAUGACAAUGGCGGUGGAGUUCAACAAAGCUUGGAGCGCAAUGAUGUUAUUUCUGGUCAAACUGGAACGUCUUCGAAUGCAAGGUCACUGAAAUUCGCCGGAGGUAUGAGUAGGAAUAAUCAAGUACGAUGGUGGCAAAGCAAACACGAACCGAAGUGUUUAUAGUUGAUGUUGACUUGUAAAGAUGCACCGGAAAAUAUGCAUGUUUCCGUUUGAUCAUGAAUCAGAUCAAAAUUCGGAUAUUUUUACUUGAUGUGCUUGAUGCACCUAAUCGUGAUUUGGGCAUUGAAACUUGAUGUAUAAAGGAUGUUGAUGCUCUGUUAUCAAAAUAUGUGUAGAAUAUUUCAUGACUUUCAUCA